CAGUCAGACGCACUUCAGUCCACUGUAAGAGAAGCGAGAUUUCAAUUAGGAAAGUGGUUUAUAGGAAUUUACUGAGAGAAGUGAGCUAGUAAGAAGCUUAGCAGGACAAAGGGAAAAGUUGAGAACUCUCAAGUCUUUCUUCCUGUUUCAUUUAUUUUGAACCUCAAGAGUUAUUUUUCAAAUCUCCUCUUUGGGACACGGUGAUGUGCUGCGCUCUCCGGACAGUACCUGCGCUGAUGGGCCGGGCCGGGAGAUGAGCAGCGGGCGGUGUGGGGGUGCCAGGGGCGCACGAGGAGGUCUGGACGCUUAGGCCACACGGAGAGACAGGGCUGAGACCGCCUCAUGUGUCGGGUCUCCUCUGUGUUCUGGUCCCCACCCACCCCCAUCCUCCCAGCGCCAGUGGGAUGUCCCAGGUGUGUCUUCUCUUGGCCUUGCUUUUGCUCUGCAGCUGCAAAAAGGUCUUCUCUACAAACUCCCUGGAGCUUGUGAAGGAGAACUGGAGCGGCUACAAAGACCAGUGUCUGGACUACCUCAACGCCACACCUCCCGCCUCAGUGCUGGUGUGUAACAGGACCUUUGACCUGUACGCCUGCUGGCCUGAUGGACUCCCAGGAACCACUGUCAAUGUGUCCUGCCCAUGGUUCCUGCCAUGGUACCGCAAAGUUCAGCAGGGUCUGGUCUACAGAGUCUGCAGUGAAGAUGGUCAGUGGGCGCGAAAGAAUACCAGCGAGUGUGAGGACGACCCUGGUGAGCAGCAUUAUGGCCGCAUCCUCAGUCAGUUACGCAUCAUGUAUACAGUGGGCUACUCGCUCUCCCUGGGGGCUCUGCUACUGGCCCUUGGUAUCCUCAUCACCUUCAGGAAGCUCCACUGCAUGAGGAACAACAUUCACAUGAACCUGUUCGCAUCGUUCAUCCUGAGAGCCGUGUCCAUCCUGGUCAAAGACGCCCUACUGACCCUCACUCUGGACCCCAGGAGCGGCGGGGACACCCGGACACAAGCCUGGGUCAACAUACCGGCUGUUACGUGGUGUCGUGGUGCCAUGGUGAUGAUGCAGUACAGCGUGAUGGCGAACAACUAUUGGCUGCUGGUAGAGGGUAUCUACCUGCACAGCCUGCUAGUCAUCACCGUGUUCAGCGAAAGGAAGUACUUCUACAUAUAUCUGGCCAUUGGCUGGGGUGCACCGCUUAUAUUCGUUUUGCCGUGGAUCACAGUGAAAUAUCUUUAUGAGAAUGAAGAGUGCUGGGAGAGGAAUAUUAACAUGGGAUAUUGGUGGAUUAUCCGUUCCCCUAUACUAUUUGCUUAUCUGAUUAACUUCUUCAUAUUCAUACGGAUCAUCAAAAUCCUGAUGUCUAAGCUCAGAGCUCAUCAGAUGAGAUACACUGACUACAAGUUCAGAUUAGCAAAGUCCACUCUGACUCUCAUUCCUCUCCUUGGGAUACACGCUAUCCUCUUCACCUUUGUCAUCGAUGAGUCCGUCCCUAAAGGCUCUAUGCUGCGCCUCAUCCGCCUCUUCUGCGACCUGCUGUUCAACUCUUUCCAGGGCCUGCUGGUUGCCAUUCUUUACUGCUUCGUCAACAAAGAGGUGCAGUCAGAGAUGCUAAAAAAGUGGAAGAGGUGGAAGCUGGGUAAGGACAUCGACGAGGAGUACCGCCACACCCACAGCCACACGCCGCACAUCAAGAGUGGCAGCAUCGCCACCGGCAACCUGCCCUAUCUCAACGACAACAACGCCAGCGACCCAAGUGGCGACUCGCCUCGACUCAACAAAGCUGAGCCCUCCUGCUCAGCCGCACCCGAGGAGAACCGCCAACUAGUGGUUUCCUACAGCAACGGCAUGGGGAAAUGCAGGACCACCAAGAGCAGACACACCCUGCAGUUCUCUUUCCUGCCACACCGAGGCACCAGCAGUCACGUGAGCACAGCCACAGAGGAGGCGCGUCUGGAGGAGAAAUUGCACACAAACACUGUUGAAGGGGAGGAGACUAAUGUCUGAGGGCGCCCUGCUCUAAAGAACUCGUCACAAAGACUAACACUGUGCUUAGAGAUGUUUCGGAUCAGUGUUUAACACGCGCAAACAAGACAGCCUGAGUGGGAAGAGAAUGAUGACAUAACCCCAAAAAGGUCACGAUGUUUUAACCGGCCUGCUGCAAAUUAAUAGUUAAUUGUUUUUGGGACCUUAAGCUAAUAUGUACGAUUCACUUCAGACAUCGGGAGUGAUUCAAUACGCUCAAAAGAAGCUCUCAUAAUGGUGUGUGUGUGUGUGUGUGUGUGUGUGUGUGUGUGUGUGUGUGAUAUUGAGGACUCCUAUUAGGACCCUUCUCACAUCCCCCAUGUGUCAUGACUCAUGAGUCAAGUGUACCGCUGUGGCCACACUUGUGUUGUGUGACAGAUUCUAGCAUGGAUGCUCAUUUGUGGUACUCUUAUACAAAAAAAAUCUCAAAAGUGCCAAAAAAAAAAGCUAUUUAUGUUGUUCUUUUGGUUUCCUGAUACUGAAUGUGACUUCAGCAUGCAUGACUCGUGAUGUUUUGUUUGUAACAGGAUGAAGACAGAACUAUUCGGACAUUCUUCAUGUGUUGAGGAAGAAGAUGCUUUGCUCUUCAGAGAGACUAUAAUAUUUAAGUUAUUCUGGUUUUAAAUGACCAUGCCAAACAAGAAAAUAAUAAUACGUCUUUUUACAUCAAUUGGGUAAAGCAGGUAUCCACUCCUUCAUGCACAUUCCUGUCCUCCCUUCUUUGUUUAUAAUAACCCCUUUUCUUUCUUUUUAAACUGAAUUUUGUGGUUGAAUGUAUAAUGACAAUGGAGAAAUAUGGGUGGUAUUUAAGUGUAUAUAGGUAAUUUAAAAACAUGCCCACAAGACCUACUUUUCAGUAAAACUGUAUUCUGUUGAAUUGAGGCAAACACAGAACAUUAAGUGCUUUUUUACACAAUGGGUUUUCCAUUUCAAAAUCCACAUUAACAACACAGGACCCACUUGAAAUGUUCUUUAUUCUUGGAAUUGGGUCUGGAUUUAAUUCUUGGUAUUACGUUUUCAGUCAUCAAAAGCCAUCAAUGAUUUUCACAAAGAUAGUAUACAAACACUCAAUUGAAGUGUAAGUGAGAGAACUGUACAUAUUAAACUAAACUAACUUUAAUAAAAGUGAAUACUGGUAUUAUAGAGUCAAGGACGUGUUGGUGGAGGGAUGUGUUGUUGUUCAGUGCUUUCGCUUGCAAUCCAGGUGACAGAAAAGAAUAAACAUGACUUAUUACCUUGAGAAAGACACAAAACAUGAUUGUACCUGUCCUUUACUUUCAAUGUUGCAAUUGGCAGGAUGGGGUCCAAAGCAAAAAAAUGUCAAAAGUUUCAUAAAUAAGCCAAAUUGUUGUGUCUGAUAUGUAUUUGUGGAUCCAAUUAAACUGAAUUCUGUCAGCAAAAAAAGUGUC
This is a messenger RNA of Eleginops maclovinus (Patagonian blennie), 3421 nucleotides long. It is a transcript of the gene gcgrb, whose product is annotated as glucagon receptor b. The coding region runs from base 405 to 1994 and encodes 529 amino acids. Gene Ontology annotation, biological process: cell surface receptor signaling pathway; adenylate cyclase-activating G protein-coupled receptor signaling pathway. Lineage: Eukaryota; Metazoa; Chordata; Actinopteri; Perciformes; Eleginopidae. Gene Ontology annotation, cellular component: plasma membrane. The transcript is spliced from 14 exons. The record is from RefSeq and is a predicted model, not a curated record. Gene Ontology annotation, molecular function: gastric inhibitory peptide receptor activity; peptide hormone binding; glucagon receptor activity.